AUGAACAUUUGUGGCCUCAUUGAAUACAACGAUUUGUCUUAUUGGAAACUUGAGAUAGGCGGCCUAUUGUGGCUCUCACCACUUGCUCUCGACCUCUACAGUCAACCAUCACGGCCAAUAAUGACUUCAACCCCUCGACAAACAAGAAUUCCGUUUGGAACUUCGUUCACCAAUCUUCCUAGCCCCAAACCAUCGACCCCUUUUGCACAGAAUUCACUCAAGCAGGAUCAAAGUCAAAGACCAAACCAUAAGAACAGGAAAGCACUUUCAAAAGCUCAUGAAACCUGUUCAUUAAGCCAAUCGACGUCCCUGCAUUUACACCAAGAAAAGGUUCCGCGUCAACAAGCAUUAAUAGUACUUCCUACUAUUACAGAAGAGAAAGAGAACCGACAGAAUGGUCACCAAAACUCCAUCAUUUCCAAUGCGGGUUCAAGCAACUUCGACCCCUCUCUCGCUCCCCUAUUUUGUGGGCCUCCUUCGGAUGAAAUGACUAUUGUUCCGCCUUCUGGUUUAACAGAAAUGGAAGAAAGGUGUAUGAUCGAAGCGUAUGAUAUUCCAAACUCUCCCGAGGACGAUGGAGAUGCUGACGACGAGGACUGUGACGCUAUCAUCGGUCGUGGUGUGCUUGUACCUGCUGCAGUAUUUCUCCCAGACCCUUCUGCCAAUGCCAAUCGCGACGCUAGCUCUAUUAAGCUUGUAAAGAUAAUCGAAGAAGGCGAAGAGGUCCAUUCCACAGAAAUUCCUGAAAGAUCUCAUCCAAUAGUCAAGUCACUCUCCACACGUUCAAGGGAGGCCCAGCUCGCUCGAAUUUAUGAAACGCGCCCAGUAACAACUUCCCUCCUUUCCUUCACAGACGACACUCCUAUGGCAGUGAAGCGUCGUGUUCACCCCAAACGGAUGUGGCAGGCGAGAUACGGGCCAGUGGAAUCUGAUGCACUUCGAAAAGAAUCCUGCGAGCGUCGCCGUUUACUCCAAUCCGGCUUAAGGUUUCUACCGGCUUUCCCACCUUUGUCUAACGAGCCAAAUUUAUUGCUCUUUCCACGUGCUGGUAGUCUCCAUCAACUACAUUCUCCAGAAUCAAACGGCAGUCUAGAGGAUUAUGCUCUGGGAUAUGUGGAUCUCAGCUUCAUUCGCAAGUCUCUCUAUGCAUUCGACCUACGCAUGCGUACUGGGACCGACUUGUGGUCGGACGAGGAGGUGGACGGUGAUCAAACAUCGACUUCAUUUGAUACAUCCGCAUCCGGUGACCAAACUUUCCUCGAUAAUAUUUCGAUAAAUCAAGCAGACAG
Acaulospora colombiana is the source of this 1289-nucleotide messenger RNA. NCBI's taxonomy places the organism in Eukaryota, Fungi, Glomeromycota, Glomeromycetes, Diversisporales, Acaulosporaceae. The record is from the annotation of a GenBank genome assembly.